AUGACGAUCAUAUCGGAGGAUGAGAAGAGUGUGGCCCGAGAUAGAGAGGGUGUGUUGGCUCGGGCUAUCAAAGUGGUAAACAGGAAGUUCAGGAGGAAAGAUGUACGGCGGGAAAAGCUAGAGCGAGCGCUUAGCUGUGAUAACCAGAUGACGUUGAACUCUACGAAUCUCUACGCGGCGCAGCAGCAAGAGUAUCAGCGGAGGGAGGAGAAUGAUAUAGAGGAGAACCAGGAGCCGGAGGGUGGUAAUGACGAUAUAGACUACGACAUCUCAAUACUAUCGGACGAGAUGUCUACCGUGGACGACGCAUCUCUGCUUUUUGCGGAGCCACCGCAGAAGCAGUCGCAUAUGAUGUCUAUAGUGGUGGGUGCGUUUGUUGCAGUUGGUGGAUUUCUGUUUGGCUACGACACGGGGCUCAUAAACAGUAUAGUAGACAUGAGGUAUGUGCGGGAGAAUAUCGCGCCAAAUCACGUUGGAUUCACGGCGCAGCAGCUGGCCAUAUUGGUUUCGUUCCUAUCUCUGGGCACUUUUGUAGGUGCUCUGUCGGCACCGGUGAUAUCUGAUAAAUACGGCAGGAAAAAGACAAUUAUGUUUAGCACAGCGGUGGUGUUCUCACUUGGUAAUUCCUUGCAGGUGGGGGCACAUAACAUUCAAUUACUUAUUGCAGGCAGAGUUAUAUCUGGUCUAGGUGUUGGCCUGGUAUCCGCAGUUGUACCAUUAUAUCAAGCAGAGGCUGCUCAUAAAUCGCUGAGAGGUGCCAUCAUUUCAACUUAUCAGUGGGCCAUCACUUGGGGUUUGUUGGUGUCAAGUGCAGUAUCGCAAGGAACACAUAAUAGAAAUGACGCUUCCUCGUAUAGGAUACCCAUAGGUCUUCAAUAUGUCUGGGCAUAUAUAUUAGCAGCUGGUAUGCUAUGGCUUCCGGAAAGCCCUCGGUAUUAUGUUCUCAGAGAUCAACUAGACAAAGCUGCACAAUCAUUAUCAUUCUUAAGAGGAGUUCCUAUCCAUGAUUCAGGACUACUAGAAGAACUUGUAGAAAUAAAGGCAACAUUUGACUACGAAUCAUCAUUCGGCAAAACAACCUUCUGGGACUGUUUUAAAUCGAAUAAGAGUAGACCUAAACAAACACUUAGAAUGUUUACAGGUAUUGCUAUUCAGGCAUUCCAGCAAUUUUCAGGUAUCAAUUUUAUCUUCUACUAUGGUGUAAGUUUCUUCAAUAGAUCUGGUGUCGAAAACAGCUACAUUGUUUCAUUAAUAACGUACGCAGUAAAUGUUGGGUUCAGUGUUCCCGGGAUGUUCCUGGUGGAAUAUUUUGGUAGAAGAAGUGUGUUGCUAUAUGGAGGUGCGAUUAUGACUCUAUCGAAUUUCAUUAUCGCUAUAGUAGGAUCCUCGACACAAUCCGUCGUGGCUAAUAAAGUUAUGAUAGCUUUCAUAUGCUUAUUCAUUGCAUCAUUUGCGGCAACCUGGGGUGGUGUAGUGUGGGUUAUAUCUGCCGAGUUAUACCCUCUUGGAGUCAGAGCCAAAUGUACUGCCAUCUGUGCGGCAGCUAAUUGGCUGAUUAAUUUUGUUUGUGCUUUCAUAACUCCUUACAUUGUUGAUACGGGCGAAAGAAGAGCAUUGAUUGGACCAAAGAUUUAUUUUAUUUGGGGUAGCUUGAACGCUCUAGGUAUUCUGGUGGUAUAUUUCACUGUUUAUGAAACCAGAGGGCUAACCUUGGAAGAAAUAGAUGAACUAUAUACAAAAUCACCCAACGGUAUUGUAUCAGCUAAGUGGAAUAGGAGAAUAAGACACAGAGAAAAAACAUAUGGCCACAAGGAGCAACAAAAUAGAGAUAGAAAUCAACAAACUACCAAGGAAAACCUACGUAAGAAUGUUGUAAAUGAAGACAUGCUAAGUGAUGACCUAACUCCUCGCAAUGACUCUAUAAACACCCAUCAUAGUGUUGAUUCUAAUGAAAAGUAUCAAAGUGAAAACACCGAUAACACUUUAGCACCCGCAGUUAACGAUAGGAGUAUGAUGGAUUUUGGCAAUGACAUGAUAUUACAUAUAUGUAAUAGAGGUCCUCCAUCUAUCUCCACUGCAGCUAGUGUAGAAGAGUUUGGCGGAAACUCAACCCAAAUGGAGAACCUCAGUUAUAAUGAAAGUAACAGUGUCGAAAAGAAAAAAGUGGGCUUGUUUUCCAAGUUCAAGCUGGGUUCACGAAAGUCUUCCAUUAAUGGGACUGAAGAAGACAGCAAACCAAAAUCUCCGCAACUGGGUCAAGCCGAAUUUUCUCCAUCUCCAUUAGAUGUGAAGGUAUCUGAUGAUGAUCACAAUGACUUCGUUGAUUUAGGCAAUGGUUUUGGUUUGUACAGUGUUACCAGAAGACUUUCCUCAGGAGUACCUGAUACAAGUGACGAGGAAUCUGCAUAUGAUCUUGGUAAUGCACCAUCAUCAACAAAUACUUAUAGAAAUAGAGGUAACCUGGAUUCAAUAAACACGUAUAUGUCACAAUUAAUUCAGAGUAAUACCUAUACCAGCCAAAAUACAGGGUACUCACAAAACGACAACGAUCAGACGCAGCACCAUCAAUGA
Molecule: messenger RNA, 2571 nt
Organism: Nakaseomyces glabratus
Lineage: Eukaryota; Fungi; Ascomycota; Saccharomycetes; Saccharomycetales; Saccharomycetaceae
Gene: SNF3
Product: glucose sensor
Biological process (GO): carbohydrate transport; transmembrane transport
Cellular component (GO): membrane
Molecular function (GO): carbohydrate:proton symporter activity
Source: RefSeq, a predicted model, not a curated record